Messenger RNA from Diutina rugosa, 459 nucleotides. It is a transcript of the gene YNK1, whose product is annotated as nucleoside diphosphate kinase. The coding region runs from base 1 to 459 and encodes 152 amino acids. NCBI's taxonomy places the organism in Eukaryota, Fungi, Ascomycota, Pichiomycetes, Serinales, Debaryomycetaceae. Gene Ontology annotation, molecular function: nucleoside diphosphate kinase activity. Gene Ontology annotation, biological process: CTP biosynthetic process; GTP biosynthetic process; UTP biosynthetic process. The transcript has a single exon. The record is from RefSeq and is a predicted model, not a curated record.
AUGUCCAACACUGAAAGAACUUUCAUUGCCAUCAAGCCCGACGGUGUCCAAAGAGGUCUCAUUGGCCCCAUCCUCUCGAGAUUCGAAAACAGAGGUUACAAGUUGGUUGCCAUCAAGUUGUGCACUCCCCCUGAAUCGCAAUUGAGAGAACACUACGCCGACUUGCAAGAAAAGCCUUUCUUCCCCUCGUUGUUGUCGUACAUGAUGUCCGGUCCCGUCCUCGCCACCGUCUGGGAAGGUAAGGACGUUGUCAAGCAAGGUAGAGCCAUCUUGGGCGCCACCAACCCCUUGCAAUCGGCCCCCGGUACCAUCAGAGGUGACUACGCCGUCGACAUGGGUAGAAACGUCUGCCACGGUUCCGACUCGGUUGAAUCCGCCAACAAGGAAAUCAACUUGUGGUUCAAGAAGGAAGAACUCGUCGAAUACAAGUCGGCCUUGUUCUCGUGGAUCUACGAAUAA